This is a messenger RNA of Penaeus vannamei (Pacific white shrimp), 1023 nucleotides long. NCBI's taxonomy places the organism in Eukaryota, Metazoa, Arthropoda, Malacostraca, Decapoda, Penaeidae. The record is from RefSeq and is a predicted model, not a curated record.
AUGAAGAUAUUAAAAAUAGACUUGCGUCCUGGAGUAGGGGAGUGCGGGGGCCACGGGGAGCACGUUGCCGGAGGGCUGGUACCCCCCUGGUCGGCCGCGAAGGUGAUCUUGACCGGGACGCCCUCGGGGGAGAGUCGUGAUCCGAUCCUGAAGGACGACCGCUCGCAGGACGCCUACGGGGGCUACUCCUUCUCCUACGGCACAGGCAACGGCAUCUACAGGGACGAGGUCGGCCGACAGAACUACGGCCAGGUCACACAGGGAGGCUGGAGCUACACCUCCCCCGAGGGCGUCCCGGUCAAGAUCACCUUCGUGGCCGACCAGGGGGGGUACCAGCCCUCCGGCAACGUGCUCCCCGUGGCCCCCGCCCUCCCCUACUCCAGGACGCAAGUCUACUGAAGAAGGGAGAGGGUAAUGAAGAGUAAAAGGAAGAAAAUAUAGAAUUAAGAGAGAAAGAAAAUAAUCGUUGAUAUUAUAAACGAGAAUAAAAGCCGAAGAGGAAGAAAUCAUGAAGAGAAAAUUGAGAAAGAAAAAAAUGUUUUUUUUUUUCUCUCUCUCUCUCAAUUUCUUGGCCAUUCACUUAAUUAUUAUUCUUUUACAUUUUCUUGGUUCUUUCGAAUCAAGUUACUUUUUAAUAUCUUCAUGAUUGCUUACUUUGAUAAGCUUUAUUUCUUCCUAGCAUUAUUAUUUUAUUAUUACUUAUUAAAAUUAUCAUUAUCAAUAUCAUCAUUAUUACUAAUAUUAUUGCUAUUAUCUUUAUAAUAAUCUUUAUCAUUACUGUUCUUAUUUUAUCAUUGUUGUUAUUAUUAAUAUCGUUAUUUUUAUCAUCAUUAUUAAUUCUUAUUAUUCAUUUAUCAACUGUUUAACAUUGUUUUACAUUUUCGCUGCAUUUUGUUCAUCCUUAAUAUGUUUUCCUUUAUCGUUGUUAUGGUCUUGGCACUGACGAAGGGAGGUGCCUGGCGUGCUGGCCGCGUUCGCUUGUUUUGUUGUACUUGUCAUGGAGUGAAUAAAGAUCCAGUGCAA